GAGAGGCGGAGCCUAUCUCGCAUCAGGACCAGUCUGGCUGCACCUGCAUCCUUAGCUCAGAGCAUCCCUGGAGCAUCUAAGAGGAAAGCGCAGCCAGCAACCGGGGAUUGGACUGUCGCAGGGGCAGUCGGCCAGACACCUUCCCCUCCCCUGAUCUCGAGGUCCACAGCCGCAGCCUCGGUACUGACCCAGAUUCCCAAAGUUGUCUGACCUCUGCAAAAGUGUUGCUAUCAACAGCCUCUGAUCACAACAUGGCUGAGAUCACAAAUAUCCGCCCCAGCUUUGAUGUGUCACCAGUGGCGGCUGGCCUCAUUGGGGCCUCUGUGCUGGUGGUGUGUGUUUCCGUGACUGUCUUUGUGUGGACAUGCUGCCACCAGCAGGUGGAGAAGAAGCACAAGACCCCGCCAUACAAAUUUAUUCACAUGCUGAAAGGCAUUAGCAUCUACCCAGAGACCCUCAGCAACAAGAAGAAAAUCAUCAAAGUUCGGAGAGACAAAGAUGAUCCCCGGAGGGAGAGUGGACGAGGGAACCUGUUAGUAAAUGCGGCAGAGUCUGGCCUGCUGGGCCAAGAAAAGGACCCCAGAGGGCCUAGCUCUGCAUCUUGUAUAGACCAGUUACCCAUCAAAGUAGACUACGGGGAAGAACUGAGGAGCCCCAUGACAAGCCUGACCCCUGGUGAGAGCAAAGUUACCUCCCCAUCAUCACCAGAGGAAGACGUGAUGCUGGGAUCCCUUACCUUCUCGGUGGACUAUAACUUUCCCAAAAAAGCUCUGGUGGUAACAAUCCAAGAGGCCCAUGGGCUGCCAGUGAUGGAUGAUCAGACCCAGGGCUCUGACCCCUACAUCAAGAUGACCAUCCUUCCUGACAAGCGGCAUCGAGUGAAGACCCGUGUGCUUCGCAAGACUCUGGACCCUGUAUUUGAUGAGACCUUCACCUUCUACGGCAUCCCAUAUAGCCAGCUACAGGAUCUGGUGCUACACUUCCUCGUGCUCAGCUUUGAUCGCUUCUCUCGGGAUGAUGUCAUUGGGGAGGUCAUGGUACCACUGGCGGGUGUGGACCCCAGCACAGGCAAGAUUCAGCUGGUCAGAGACAUCAUCAAGAGGAACAUCCAGAAAUGCAUUAGCAGAGGGGAACUCCAGGUGUCUUUGUCGUACCAGCCCGUGGCACAGAGGAUGACAGUGGUGGUCCUCAAAGCCAGACACUUGCCGAAGAUGGACAUCACCGGUCUCUCAGAUCCUUAUGUCAAGGUGAACGUCUACUACGGCAGAAAGCGCAUUGCCAAGAAGAAAACGCAUGUCAAGAAGUGCACUUUGAACCCGGUCUUCAAUGAGUCCUUCAUCUAUGACAUCCCCACUGACCUCCUGCCUGAGAUCAGCAUUGAGUUCCUUGUCAUUGACUUCGAUCGCACUACUAAGAAUGAGGUGGUGGGGAGGCUGAUCCUGGGGGCACACAGUGUCACAGCCAGUGGUGCGGAACACUGGAGAGAGGUCUGUGAGAGUCCCCGCAAGCCCAUAGCCAAGUGGCACAGUCUGAGCGAGUACUAGUUCCUUCUCGCCUCCGACCCUGGGGCCAGGCUGGGGAGGCACACGGCGGGGAGAGAUGACAGAGAAGCUGACUCAAAACCUCAUUUUAGUCGUAGAAGAAAAUUUCUUACAAGACAAACCACACAAAGAGCAUCUUACUGCACACCACUGCAGGUCGGUUCUUAGCGUGAGAAGUCUUUUCUUCUUUGCAAGGCACUAGACGAUCUUUUGUUUUUAAAAUGGGGGGGGAGAGAAGGAAAGACCCCACAGUCUAUAUAUAACAAUGUAACCUUAUACUUGCAUGUCUAAUACAAACAAGAAAUUAGCCUAACCGAUAUCAAGUUGCAGAUUUUAAUCCAUGAAAAUUGUGUUUUGUGCCGAACUGUAUUUGCUGAUCUCCUGAAAUUGGCCUCCUUUUUAUCAGGCUUCUCUGGGUUAUUCCCGUUUCCCAUCAUAGCAGAAGAAAAGUCUACUCUUGUAAAACCCCAUGUUCCCGUCAUUCCAUCCUUUCUUCUAUCACCUCUCAGGUCUCCACUCUUUGGCCGAGUUUCAAGUCCAGAGUCUGGAGUAAGCAGAGGAACAAGUGGGGUUUGCAGGAGAAAGAGUGAUUGAGAAUGGGAUCUCUGCUGUUAGCCACUUACCAUAAAGGAGUAACAGGCAGUCCGUGACUAGUGACAGGUAGCAUGGCGGGCAGCGUGGCGGGCUUGGGAGGCGGAACCGGACUUAGGACUUGCCGAUUUCUCUGGAAGCUUUGGAGACUUCAGCUUCGGCCCGAGGGAAGUACCAUUGAAUACCAGCUGAUCCCGAGUGCUACUUGCAGGUCAGGGGACAGGGGAAGGAGAUAAAAUAUCCCUGCAGAAGCUCUGGCAUCCCCUCAUGCUGUAGAUGCUGAUGGAAGUUGCUUUCUGUUUGAUAAGGAAGCAGGCCUCAGGACUUUCUCUCUGAGGUUUACAGAAAUGGUUCUUAAGAAAGCUGAGUGGGGCUGAAUAGUGAGCUAAUGUAGAUGCCUUCAAGGCCCCCACUCUCCUCAGCACAAGCACAAGGCUGGAGAGCUGAGAGUCACACCCCACGGUGAAGUCCAUCGCCUUUCUGCCCCUGGGCAGGACAGUGCAGAGCCUGGGCAUCUGGAGCUCAGAUCCAAGUCUCUGCGUGGGACUCAGGAGUGAAAUAAGACACAGCUUGAUCCGGGGCCUGGAAGAUUAUCUGUAACUGAAGUGCCCACUUCCCUAUAGGACCACUCUCCAGCUUGCUUCUGAGAACAGGUGGACUGACCAGCUUGGUUUCCAUGGCGAGGGUGGUGACGCUGCCUUUGGUGUUCCCUUAGUGCUUGUAGAUUUGAAUCCACUCUGCCCUCCCCACUCACCCUUUCAUUUUUUGUUUUGUUUGUCUGCUUUGCUUUUCCCCUGCGGGAUUCUUGGCAAUGCAGAGCGGCCCUGUGUAGGCAGGGAGACCCACUUUGCCCUUGCCCUUCUCCGCCAUUGUGAUCUGACUUAGUGUCUGGCCAUCAGCUGGGAUCACACCACUACAGUCUCCGCCCUUUAACCCAUGGAAUGUAAAUACUGUAUCAUACGUAGGAGACAAUACUUUUUGUUUUCUAAAAAGGCAUUUUGACAUAGUUUAACGAAAACCUGGCGGGAGCAUUCUAAGCCCCAUUAGGGAAAAAAGUCGAAAUGAUUCCUCUUCGUCGCCUUAAUGUGUAAAGAUCAGAAGUCGCUCAGCAGCUUUAGUUCCUUCCCUGAAGCAAUGCUAAGUGACAGGUGGAGUCGUCUCCGACCUGCUGUGUGUGCCUCUGUAGCUCCUCCUGAGAAGUCGGGGAACAGCCUCACCCCUCCUCCCUUCCCCACUUCCCUGCAGCUCAAUCCCUUCCCCAGGCUCGGGGCUGCCUCCGCGCAGGAUCCCUCCUCCUACCUCAGGCCUGAUCCAGCGUGUCCGAAAGCUUCUUAGUUGACUUGGGUUUCUUCACAGAGCUCGCUGACGUGGGCGGAGGCAGACUGCCCCUUCCGCUCAGUUGAGAGACAGACAAGAGAGUCACAUCUUAGCUGUUUUGCACAAGGCACUUGUGGUUAGGAAUAGGUUAGGGAAGGUCACUCCCAAUUCCCAGCAGCCAGUCGAUGUAGAUUUCUCGACUCUUUGGUACUAUGAGAAUUAUUCCCAAUAUCAAAAGUUCCCUUGUGAGUUCUUCCUUCUUUGCAUUCUCAACAGCGCACAGCCGCGAUCUGCAGUGCUGUGCUAGAGAGAACUGCUGUGUGGGACCAGGGUGACCUACCCAGGAGAGGGAUAUGGAAGACUUUCAGUACUGGUCAUGACAGUGACAUUACCCUCACCACCACAAUCCCUCUCCAAACAGGUUGUCUUUCUUUACCUUGUGUCUUCUCUUGUAAAAAUAAAACUCUAAAUAAAAGUGUCAAUUUAAAAAGAAAAAAAAAAAACCCAGAACAAGCUAACAUGAACUGUGUGAACUGCAUAACGCCGUGACGCUAACCUGCAGUCUGUAACGCUGUCGUCUAUGUUGACUUGUUGAUGCGCCACACGUGCAGAAUAAAGACUGAUUCACAGUAAA
Messenger RNA from Microtus oregoni (creeping vole), 4083 nucleotides. It is a transcript of the gene Syt11, whose product is annotated as synaptotagmin 11. Gene Ontology annotation, molecular function: calcium-dependent phospholipid binding; calcium ion binding; SNARE binding. Gene Ontology annotation, cellular component: axon; membrane; synapse. Gene Ontology annotation, biological process: calcium-ion regulated exocytosis; regulation of calcium ion-dependent exocytosis; cellular response to calcium ion. The record is from RefSeq and is a predicted model, not a curated record. The transcript is spliced from 4 exons. The coding region runs from base 252 to 1544 and encodes 430 amino acids. Lineage: Eukaryota; Metazoa; Chordata; Mammalia; Rodentia; Cricetidae.